AUGUCGGAUCACGUCCCUGCUCCAAAACCGCUAUCCCUAGAAGGAAACGUUUCAGAAAAUUGGCGCCGUUGGCUGCAGCAAUAUACACUGUACAUGUGCGCGACGGUAAAGGAUAAGAAAAACGAAAAGUUACAAUGCGCGACAUUUCUGUCCCUUGCUGGUGAGUCUGCAAUUGAACUGUCGAACACUUUUGUGUUUGAGGAAAAUGAAAAUUGGAAAAUAGCGCCGCUAAUUAAAAAGUUUGAUGACUAUUGUACACCGAAAAAACACGAAACGUACGAAAGGCAUAUAUUCAAUGGUCGUGUCCAAAAACCUGAUGAAACUUUUGAUCAGUUUUUAACAGAUCUGAGACAGCUAUCCAAAGACUGUCAUUAUGGAGAACUUAGAGAUGAGUUAAUAAGAGAUAGAAUCAUUGAGGGUGUUCGCGAUAUUACAACAAGAGCACGUUUGCUGAGAGAAGGGGACUUAUCUCUAGAUAAAUGUAUUGAAAUUUGCCGUACAGCUGAGGUAACCGCUUCUCACAUGAAAGUCAUGACAGAUCAGUCUGUAGUUGUUGACGCAGUGCAUAAAAAAUGUACACAAAAUUACAAACCAAUUCGAAAAUAUGAUGCUACUUUAACACACGGUCGAACUGUUGAUUGCUCAAGAUGUGGUUUGAUUCACCGUGGUCGAAUCGGCCCAGCACAAGGCAAAACCUGUUUUAAAUGUGGUGGCCAAAAUCAUUUUCAAAAAAUGUGUCGCACCAAACUACACAAAAGUCCCUCGUCUGGAGUUGACAGAAGACAAACAAUAAGCCAAACGCCUGAUCGCAAACAACACAAUGAACAAAAAGUUUAUUCAGUUGAUACAGAGUUCUUUGUUGACACAGUUCAGUCAGUAAAUAAAGGAAGUGAAUCAUGGAUUGUUCCAAUAUUAAUAAACAAAACUCUUGUACCUUUAAAACUUGACACAGGUUCAGAUGUGAACAUAUUGGGUUACAAAGAUUUUCAAAACUUGUUGCAAAAGCCAAAACUAAACAGCAGUAAGGUUCUAUUGAAAGCAUAUGAUGGAGGAAAUGUACCGGUAAAAGGUCAGUGUGUACUGGAACUUUGCUACAAGGAUAGUCGAUACAGAGCAUUGUUUAUCAUCAGUGAUGAAGAUGUACGACCUAUUUUGGGCUGCAAGUCAUGCGAAAAAAUGGGUUUGGUGAAACGAGUACUGUCACUUGAACAUCACGUUGAAACGGAUAUCAAGGUAGAUGUAUUCAAGGAGUAUGCUGAUACAUUUGAAGGUCUUGGUUGUCUCCCAGGAAAAGUUAGCAUAAAACUGCAUAAUGAUGCAAUACCAGUUGUUGAGCCAUGUAGGAAAGUACCAUUUGCCUUAUAUGAUAAGCUCAAAGCAGAACUUCAUAAGAUGGAAGACAUGAAGGUGAUUGAAAAAAUUGAAGAGCCAACAGAAUGGGUGAAUUCACUUGUUGUAGUACACAAGGCUAAUGGAAAACUUCGAGUCUGUAUGGAUCCGCGGAACUUGAAUAAAGCAAUUCUUCGGGAACAUUUUAAACUCCCUACUCGUGGGGAAAUAAUGUCACGAUUUGCAGGAGCUAAAGUCUUUUCGAAACUUGACGCGUCAAAUGGGUUCUGGCAAAUACAGUUGGAUGAACAGAGUUCACGAUUAUGCACAUUCAAUUCGCCAAUCGGAAGAUUUCGUUUUCUCAGACUGCCAUUUGGUAUAUCGAGUGCACCUGAAAUUUAUCACAGAAUCAUUCAUUCAUUAUUCGAACACAUGGAUGGAGUUGAUACAUCUAUGGAUAAUAUCAUUGUCUGGGGUAAAGAUGAACAAGAGCAUAACAGAAGAUUGUGCCAAGUUCUUGAAAAAGCAAGAAAAGUUGGACUUAAACUUCAAAAAGAAAAGUGUGAAAUUGGUGUUUCAGAACUAACAUUCCUUGGAGAUACUCUGUCAAAAGAUGGUUUAAAGCCUGAUCCUAAGAAAGUAGAAGCAAUCUGCAGCAUAGAAACUCCAACAUGCAAGAAAGAUCUCCAAAGAUUUCUUGGUAUGAUAAAUUACCUGGCUCGCUUUCUGCCGGAUUUAUCCGAACGAACAGCAACUCUGAGAGAACUAUUGGACAAAAACAAUAACUUUGAUUGGACACCAAAUCAUGAUACUGCUUUCGAGAAACUGAAAUCCUUAGUGUCAAGCAAGACUGUACUUCAGUAUUAUGAUCCGUUAAAAUCCAUAAAAAUUUCUUGUGAUGCAAGUCAGAAAGGCUUGGGUGCAGUUUUACUUCAAAAACAUGCUGAAGAAUGGCUUCCAGUAGCUUAUGCCUCAAGAGCAACUUCAGAAACCGAAAGCCGAUAUGCGCCUAUUGAAAGAGAAGCUCUGGCAAUCACGUAUGCAUGUGAACGUUUUCAGCAGUAUAUUUGUGGCCAAACUGUGGAAGUAGAAACUGACCACAAACCCCUGAUUGCAAUAUUCUCAAAAGGAUUGAACGAUUGUCCAGCAAGAAUCCAGAGAUUACGACUUCGAUUACAGAAGUAUGACAUACACCUUGCCUACAUACCAGGUAGAUUCAUGUACACAGCAGAUACCCUUUCCAGAACGCCUAUUGAAGGUCAGAAUUCCACAACAGAAAAUGAUGUAGAAACAUACGUUGAUGGUGUUAUUUCGUCAAUCCCAGUAAGUGACCAGAAACAAGAAGAAAUCUGCAAAAGUACAGCAGAAGAUGCAGUGAUGCAAUCUCUUGUAAACACAAUAUUGAAUGGGUGGCCAGAAGAAAGGUCACAGUGCCGAAAAGAGUUGAUACCUUUUUGGAAUUACAGAGAUGAACUAUCAGUCAUUAACGGAAUGGUGUUUAAAGGAACGCGAGUUGUGAUUCCAGAUAAGAUGCGUUCUUGCAUUCUUGGGAAAAUUCAUGUAGGACACAUGGGUAUGGAAAAGUGCAAGCAGAGAGCUCGAGAAGUAGUUUUUUGGCCUUGCAUGAACCAGGAUAUUGUCAAAUUGGUAAAGCAGUGUGAAACAUGUCAAGCUAAUCAGAAGCAGCAAAUGGCUGAACCUCUACUCUCACAUCCAUUGCCAAUGCGACCAUGGCAAAAAGUAUCAACAGAUGUGUUUGAACUCGGGAGAAAAGACUACAUUGUUAUUGUUGAUUCAUAUUCAAAUUAUCCAGAGGUGAUAGGACUGUCAAGUCAGUCGAGCAGCUCGGUGAUACUAGCAAUGAAAACUACAUUUGCUAGACAUGGCAUUCCGGAAGAAGUUCUCAGUAAUAAUGGACCAUGCUACAGUAGUAUGGAAUUCGCUCAGUUUUCAAAAGAUUGGGAUUUCCAACAUGUUACAAGUAGUCCGUAA
Messenger RNA from Gigantopelta aegis, 3321 nucleotides. RefSeq lists its product as uncharacterized. Lineage: Eukaryota; Metazoa; Mollusca; Gastropoda; Neomphalida; Peltospiridae. Gene Ontology annotation, biological process: DNA integration. The transcript has a single exon. The coding region runs from base 1 to 3321 and encodes 1106 amino acids. Gene Ontology annotation, molecular function: nucleic acid binding. The record is from RefSeq and is a predicted model, not a curated record.